AUGGAGUUCAGACUUGAGGGGAAAGAAAAAUGCCAACAUAGCUUGAAUUUACUGAAUAAAAUUAAGAACAUGAGAGAAUUAGCAGAAAUGGUAGAUGUGAUCCUCAUAGCAGAAGGAGAGACAUUUCCUUGCCACAGAUUGGUCCUGGCUGCCUUUAGUCCUUAUUUCAAAGCUAUGUUCACCUGUGGACUAAUUGAAUGUACUCAAAGAGAAGUCGUACUCUAUGACACCACAGCAGAAAGUGUGUCAGUGAUAUUAAAUUAUAUGUACAGCGCGGCGCUGGAGAUCAAUAAUUCCAACGUACAGACUGUAGCUAUGGCUGCCUACUUUAUGCAGAUGGAAGAAGUCUUUAGUGUGUGUCAAAAAUAUAUGAUGGACCACAUGGACGCCUUCAACUGUGUAGGUAUCUAUUAUUUUGCAAAGCAGAUUGGAGCUGAAGAUUUAUCUGAUCAAGCCAAGAAAUACUUAUAUCAGCACUUUGCAGAGGUGAGCUUACAUGAAGAAAUACUAGAACUUGAAGUGCACCAAUUUCUGACGCUUAUUAAAUCUGAUGACCUUAAUGUUUCCAGAGAGGAGAGCAUUCUGGACUUAGUUCUGAGAUGGGUAAAUCAUAACCAAGAAUUGCGCAAAGAGCAUCUUGUUGAGCUUUUGAAGCAAGUCAGAUUGGAACUUAUAAAUCCUUCUUUUUUAAGACAAGCCCUAAAGAGGAACACGAUGCUCCUAUGCGAUGCAAAUUGCAUUGACAUCAUUCAAAACACAUUCAAAGCCUUCAAGACACCCCAACCACACCCUCUAAAUCUUCGUUACGGCAUGGAGACGACUAGCCUUUUGCUUUGCAUUGGCAACAAUUCUUCGGGAAUCAAGUCAAGACGUAGGAACUAUGGGGAUGCCAGUUUUUGUUAUGAUCCCUCGCAACGAAAGACCUACUUUAUCUCCUCUCCCAAGUAUGGGGAGGGUUUAGGAAGUGUGUGCACUGGUGUUGUCAUGGAAAACAAUGCUGUAAUUGUGGCUGGAGAAGCAAGUGCCUCUAAACUCUCUAGACAAAAGAACAAGAAUGUUGAAAUCUAUAGGUAUCACGAUCGAGGAAACCAGUUUUGGGAGAAGUUAUGCACAGCUGAAUUUCGAGAGCUCUAUGCUCUGGGCACUGUCCAUAAUGACCUCUAUGUUAUAGGAGGACAGAUGAAAAUUAAAAACCAGUACCUUAUCACAAACUGUGUUGAUAAGUACUCCGUAGAGCGGGACAGUUGGAAAAGGGUGGCUCCCCUUCCACUCCCAUUGGCAUGUCAUGCUGUAGUGACAGUGAACAACAACCUUUAUGUGAUUGGCGGCUGGACCCCUCAGAUGGAUCUUCCUGAUGAAGAACCUGAUCGAUUAAGCAACAAACUGUUGCAGUAUGACCCCAGGCAAGAUCAAUGGACAGAGCGGGCGCCCAUGAAGUACUCAAAGUAUCGAUUCAGUACAGCUGUAGUCAACAGUGAGAUUUACGUUUUAGGUGGCAUUGGCUGCGUGGGUCGAGACAAGGGCCAGGUUCGAAAGUGUCUGGAUGUGGUGGAGAUUUAUAACCCUGACGGGAACUUCUGGAGAGAGGGCCCACCUAUGCCAAGUGCCAUGCUCUCUCUUCGAACCAAUUCUACCAAUGCCGGAGCAGUGGAUGGGAAACUCUAUGUCUGCGGGGGAUUCCAUGGAGCAGAUCGCCAUGAGAUUAUCUCCAAAGAAAUAUUGGAGUUGGACCCAUGGGAAAACCAGUGGAAUGUUGUAGCUGUCAAUGUCCUCAUGCAUGACAAUUAUGAUGUCUGCCUGGUGGCCAGAAUGAAUCCUCGAGACCUUAUCCCCCCACCUUCAGAUUUGGUGGAAGAAGGCAAGGACCACUGA
Messenger RNA from Pipistrellus nathusii (Nathusius's pipistrelle), 1872 nucleotides. The record is from the annotation of a GenBank genome assembly. NCBI's taxonomy places the organism in Eukaryota, Metazoa, Chordata, Mammalia, Chiroptera, Vespertilionidae.